Molecule: messenger RNA, 2036 nt
Organism: Xenia sp. Carnegie-2017
Lineage: Eukaryota; Metazoa; Cnidaria; Anthozoa; Malacalcyonacea; Xeniidae
Product: cytochrome P450 1A1-like
Exons: 2
Coding region: 131-1615 (494 amino acids)
Biological process (GO): hormone biosynthetic process; progesterone metabolic process
Molecular function (GO): iron ion binding; steroid 17-alpha-monooxygenase activity; oxidoreductase activity, acting on paired donors, with incorporation or reduction of molecular oxygen, reduced flavin or flavoprotein as one donor, and incorporation of one atom of oxygen
Source: RefSeq, a predicted model, not a curated record
ACUGUAUUGAGUAUUAGAGUUAGUCGCUCAUCAGUCAUCAAUUCUUUGGUUGAAGGUGUUCUCCGAGUCCCAGGGCGACAAAGUUUUUUGGUCAAUCGCAUAGCUGCAAAACAAAUGGUCAAAUGUCAAGAUGCUGUUUGAAAUAUUGUUGUCAGUAGUGGCAGUUUACCUGAUAUCUUACAUCAUUCAAACUUGGCUUGAAUGUAGAAAAUUACCACCGGGUCCCAUACCCCUCCCUUUCAUUGGAAAUUUACAUCAAGUGGGGAAAAAACCUCCAUAUACCUUAAUGGCUCUUUGCAAGAAUUAUCCUGACGUAAUGACGCUAAAAUUCCCUUUUGGGUACUGUAUUCUUCUUAACAGUAUAGAAGCUGUUCGAGAGGCCAUGCUGACCAAAAAAACUGACUUUGCUGGUAGACCAACUGAACAAUUUUACCCAACAACUGUCAUAAUGGGUGAGAGGGAUGUCGCCACUAUUGAUUACGGACCAGCUUUUGUAUUUCGCUCAAAGGUUUUUAAAAGCGCUGUUCAUUUAUUUGGUGAUCAAACCCAAAAAAUGGAAAAGCGUUUCCACAACAUCGUUUUGUCCAUGUUCACAAGGCUAGACAAACUUAUCGGGGAAAACGUCGAUUUAAACAAAGUCUUUGAAAAUACAAUUUUCGCACUUAUGUGGGAGUGGAUUUCAUCUGAACGGUUACCCCAUGAUGAUGAAAAAGUAAAACAACUCGUAGAGUUCAUAGAAAAAUCUAGUUACUUGGGACGCCAAGGAAGCUAUCAUCAGCUCUUUCCUUUAUUGCGUUAUCUACCGAGUAAAUUCAAAACUUAUCUCAACGAAGUGCUUAAAUCCAGGUAUGAUUUGUUUGGUGAGGUCUUAGAUCACCACAGAGCUACGUACAAAGAUGGAGUGGUUCGCGAUAUUACAGAUGCAAUGAUUUUGUCUUACAACAAUGAAAUAAAAGAAGGUAAAAAUAUUCAUGGUACAAUUGAUGACGUAAUGUUCUUAAUGAUUGACAUAAUAGCUGCUGGCGCUGAGACAAGUGUCAAUGCUUUAAAUUGGUGUAUCUUACACCUGGUGCUUCGUGAAGAUAUACAAAACAAAAUACAUGAUGAGUUGGAUAAUUGUAUGGAAAACAAGAACAUGCCAAAUAUUUUAGAUUUAAAAAAAUUUCAUUUUUUGAAUGCUUUCGUUUGUGAGGUCUUUCGUUUGACUACAGUCUCUCCGUUUUUCCCACCCCAUCGUACCAUGCGCAAUACGACUGUUAUGGGCCACAAAAUACCUAAGAACAUGAUGGUGCUCGUAAACAACUAUUGCGUCAACUCUGAUCCACGUAAUUGGGAUGAUCCGAAAUCUUUUGAUCCUAAGCGUUUUCUUCAGGACAAUGGGGAAUUUGUUGGAUGGACUAAGCACCAGGCUUUUAUGCCGUUUGGUCUGGGACUACGUGCGUGUCCAGGAAAGGAGCUUGCUAAACUUCAGCUAUUAACCAUUCUUGCUAGUUUUCUGAAUCAAUACCAUUUUAAGUUAGCUGAAAAUCAAAAGGUACCUCCACUACAUGAUCCUGUUUUGGGAGCAACGUCACAUCCACAAGAAUACUUAGUGAAUUUCACGAAACGAAAAUGACACGAAAAGUUAUCAUUUUGUAGAUAUGUUACGAUUUUCUACAAUCAAUAAAAACUCUAGUUAAAAAAUGGAUUGGUCAUGAUCAGGAGUAUUAUAAGUGCUUUAAUAUUAAAAAAUGAAAUGAACAAAAUUUCUAACAGCUAUUCAUAGAAGUACGUUUAUAUAUCCCCCAGACUUAAGUACAUGUUUCAUGUGUCUGAGGCUUCUUGACAACAGCACCAAGUAGACGCAAUGCAGUUUUUUACAAGGCAGAUUUAACAACAAGGAAGUAUUCUGUGUAGUAUUUAUUGUUCAUCUGUAAACAUAUACCAUGCCCAAAGCCGUGAAAAAUUGAAUAAUUACAGUUGCAAUAUUAUACAUUGCUAUUAACUAUGAUGAUUUCAAGAAAUGUUUUCUAACAAUAAAAAGCUCCUUACUGUCA